Cooperia oncophora is the source of this 462-nucleotide messenger RNA. The record is from the annotation of a GenBank genome assembly. NCBI's taxonomy places the organism in Eukaryota, Metazoa, Nematoda, Chromadorea, Rhabditida, Trichostrongylidae.
AUGGACAAGUCCAAAUUGCGUGUUGUCUUGGAGUACGAGUUCCGCCGUGGAAGCACCGCAGCACAGGCAGUUCGGAAUAUCACCGUCGUCUUUGGAGAGGAUGCCCCUAACGAACGAACAGUACGUCGAUGGUUUGCAAAGUUUGAAUCCGGCGACUUCGAUCUUCAAAAUGAGUCGAGAGGACGGCCCGAGUGCAAGCUGAACAACGAUGAGCUUAAAGCCGUAGUGGAAGCUGAUCCCACUCAAAGUACUCGAGAAUUAGCGGCAAAGUUUGGAGUAUGUAAGGUGACGAUCUCGUCUCAUUUGAAGCAAAUUGGCAAGAGUAGGAAGCUGGACCGUUGGGUACCGCACGACUUGAGCGAUCGUCAGAAGAGGGUCCGCCUUGAGGCUUGCCUUUCCUUACUUUCUAGGCAAAAAAGCGAGCCUUUCUUACACCGUCUCGUCACAUGUGACGAGAAGUGA